AAGCCAAUGGUACAUUAUGAAAUUAGAAGACGCAAAAACCUUUCCGAAAAAAAGAAAAGGGAAAAGAUAUUGAGAAGAUACGAGUGUACGACGCCGUUGGAUUCGAUGAGAUGAAGACAAACGCAUGAGAUGCAAAGUGAGAGAAAGCAAAGAGGGUUCCAUUACAAGCAUAAUCCAUUGGGGGGUGUUAUAUAACAUUUACACUUUCCCCCUUUGAUGGCCGUACGGCCUUAUCACUUGUUCCUUCUUCAACAAUUCCACCACCACCGCCUCCUUCUCUCUCCUUCUCCGGCGACCUCCUUCCUCUUCCCUUCUCUCCUCCGUUUCUUCUCCUCCAAGACUUCGCAGAAACACAAAUCACCUUCUCUUCCGCCGCCGUCUUCUUAUUCUUCUUCGCUUCGCCGUCCGUCGGCGACUCUAUCCGAAGCCCUGGCUCAGAAAAUUGGAAAAUCUAUUCGCCGUCCCGGUGCGCCUUCUAAGGCCCGGGUUUAUACGGAUAUCAAUGUGAUCCGACCUAAAGAGUAUUGGGAUUAUGAAUCCCUUACUGUUCAAUGGGGGGAGCAGGAUGAUUAUGAGGUGGUAAGGAAAGUUGGGAGAGGAAAGUAUAGCGAGGUGUUUGAGGGAAUUCACACUACUAAUAAUGAAAAAUGCAUCAUCAAAAUCCUUAAGCCAGUCAAGAAGAAAAAGAUCAAGCGUGAGAUUAAGAUACUGCAGAAUCUUUGUGGUGGACCCAAUAUUGUGAAGUUACUUGAUAUUGUCAGAGAUCAGCAAUCGAAGACCCCAAGUCUUAUAUUUGAAUAUGUGAAUAACACAGAUUUUAAAGUUCUUUAUCCAACUCUUUCUGACUUUGACGUUAGAUAUUACAUCUAUGAGCUGUUGAAGGCAUUAGAUUAUUGUCAUUCUCAAGGUAUUAUGCACCGUGAUGUGAAGCCCCACAAUGUAAUGAUUGAUCAUGAGCAGCGGAAACUUCGGCUAAUAGAUUGGGGACUUGCAGAAUUUUAUCAUCCUGGGAAGGAAUAUAAUGUCCGUGUGGCUUCUAGAUAUUUUAAAGGUCCUGAACUACUUGUUGAUUUGCAAGACUAUGAUUACUCGUUGGACUUGUGGAGUCUUGGUUGUAUGUUUGCAGGAAUGAUAUUCCGGAAGGAGCCUUUCUUCUAUGGACAUGACAAUUAUGAUCAACUUGUGAAGAUCGGGAAGGUUCUGGGGACCGAUGAAUUGAACUCAUAUCUAAAUAAGUAUAGAUUGGAAUUGGAUCCUCAUCUUGCAGCCCUUGUUGGACGACACAGCAGAAAACCAUGGGCGAAGUUUAUUAAUGCUGAAAACCAACAUCUUGCGGUUCCCGAGGCGGUUGAUUUUGUUGACAAACUGCUCCGCUACGAUCAUCAGGAAAGACCGACGGCAAAAGAAGCAAUGGCUCAUCCUUAUUUUUAUCCUGUACGAAAUUCUGAAAGCAGUAGAUCCCGCACUCACUAAAAGAUCUUAGCAUGCACUGGACCAAGUUUCCCAGUCUUCUUUUGCAAUCUUCAGGUGAUAACUCUGUGCGGGUUCAUAGAUGUUCUCUGGUGUCACACAAUUAUUGUGAACCACUCCUGGUUGAUUUGCUGGUUAUUUCAGAUACUUAUCUGUACCAGUUUCAGGUUAACUGUAUUAUUUCUUUUAGCUGUGUGAGACCCAAAAGAAUAAGCAAAAUUCAAUUUGUUUUCUCUUUUCCUCCUUUAGUUGUUUUCUAGUUUGUUUUCUUUUCUUCAUUUUUUGUGAUUUCGGAAGGUAUAACUGUAUGAAUUUGUUCAGUGUAUUUUGUGUUGAAACUUUUGAACAGAUGAAUGGCUUCCCUAGUA
Messenger RNA from Capsicum annuum, 1838 nucleotides. RefSeq names its product casein kinase II subunit alpha-2. Lineage: Eukaryota; Viridiplantae; Streptophyta; Magnoliopsida; Solanales; Solanaceae. Gene Ontology annotation, cellular component: protein kinase CK2 complex; cytosol; nucleus. Gene Ontology annotation, molecular function: ATP binding; protein serine/threonine kinase activity. The coding region runs from base 217 to 1473 and encodes 418 amino acids. Gene Ontology annotation, biological process: protein phosphorylation. The record is from RefSeq and is a predicted model, not a curated record. The transcript is spliced from 10 exons.